Penicillium egyptiacum is the source of this 2238-nucleotide messenger RNA. The record is from the annotation of a GenBank genome assembly. NCBI's taxonomy places the organism in Eukaryota, Fungi, Ascomycota, Eurotiomycetes, Eurotiales, Aspergillaceae.
AUGCCUGGCUCCAAUCCACGAUCUACCAAUGCAUGCGAAACAUGUCGAAGACGCAAGGUAAAAUGUUCCGGUGAUAAGCCUUGUCGGGCUUGUACCAAACACAAUUGGGAAUGCACUUUUGGUCAUUCCGGUCGCAGACGGUUCUCUGAAGCGUGGGUUCAUGCGCGUCGUAGGCUCUGGCCAGUCUUGCUGACUCCAACUAGCCAAGUGAAACAUCUCUUGGAAAAGGUCCGAACAUAUGAGGAGCAGCUCAGCUCUCAGUCUGUAGGGGGUCCAGUCUCUUCAUUGCCUUCUCCAAUAGCGCCAGAUGAGACUCCAGGCCGUCAAUCUGCGCAACGAAGUCCUUCAAGACCUGGGAAUACAGAGCGCCCUAAUCAGAGGCAAGAUAAGAUAUUAUAUCCCGAGGAUGAUCCUGCUAUAAGUCCGGGUAACUUGGCAUCGUUUUCUUCUUCCUGGUCUGCUUGUGAAUAUGAACUGACUGUGCGUGAAGCAACGGACCUGACCUCCGGGCCUGCAUUCGAGUCUCAAGUCAGAUCGCUUCUUGACAGGUCGCAUUCCAGUGACGGCAGCUUUCAUGGAUCUACUUCAAAUUUUCGAUGUCGGGCUGACCGAUUACCUCAGUGGACGUCGGUUAAAGAGCUGGUUGACAAUGUUGCCGGAGUAUCUUUCCCGUCUUUGGAGGAAUCACAGCACUUGCUUGAUCAAUUCCUUUUUUAUCUUGGCGUGAGCCAGCACUUCUUUGACCCACGAUCCUUCUCAGACGACCUUACCUUGCUAUUCCAAAGCCCAGAGACAAGGCAGCAACAGAUAAACUCUCCUUGGUUUACACAAUAUCUUUUGGUCAUGGCCAUGGCAAAGCUCAUGGAUGUAAAACAUCCGACAUCACAGACACCUGGAGCGGACUUGUUUGCUGAGGCCUUGAAGCGUCUUCCUCCGUUGCAUCAUAUGGGUGGGGAAGGUGUUGUCGCUGUCGAGAUACUGACACUGAUUGCUACAUAUCUGCAGUGGUGUGACCGUAAACAUGAUGCAUAUCUCUAUAUUGGACUCGCACUUCGGCUUGCUAUUGCUCUUGGGUGCAACCUACGGGAAAUCGACCAACGCUGCCUCCCUUCCCAGAGCGCCCAUAGAUUAAGACUAUGGUGGACGGUGUACAUGCUCGAUAGGCGCCUCUCGUCGGGUCUCGGACUGGCUGCAGGGGCUGAUGAACGACAGCUACGUACUGAACUCCCGGUGAACGCGAUGGGGUUCCAGUCACCAAUUGCCCUUGGUAUCAAUGUUCGUAUCGCGCGUGUCACUGACGAGAUAAUGUCGACCCUUUAUGGCAAUAAGUCAAUCACUCAACUGGAAUUGGUCCACAAGAUCCAGCAAAUCCUUCAAGAACUGCAUGAUACAGGUCGAUCAUUCCCUAAAUCUUUAAUGCUGGACUUCAAUCGACCUUUGCAAUUGGUAAGUCGCACAGGUGCGUCGUUAUACCUGAUGCUUUUUCAGGCUAUCAUCCUAUGUACACGGCCAAUACUACUUCAAAGAGCCCGUUUUGAAGCUCAGAGGCAACAACAGUCGCAGUCACCUGAUCCAGCGCCAAGUAUGCUGCUGCGUCUCUGCGAUACAUGUGAUGAGGCAGCCACCAGAAGUCUCGCAAUACUUGAAUCACUUCGUCGACAGCAAACCAUCCCCCGAUAUGGCUUUUUCGAUCUGGACGCAACAUUCUCCGCUGCAUUUGUUCUGGUCAUGGUAGGCUUCUUGAACAAAUCACAGAGCCAACCACCGCCAGCGCUUGAUCAAGCAUACAAAGUGCUCCAGUUUCUAUCACAGUCUGGCAAUCUGGCUGCCGAGAGACGCCUGCAGGAUAUUGCACAAUCUUACUCGCACGUUUGGCCGAAUCACGCUUUCAAUGCGAAUGCCUCGCACAGCGAUGCAGCCCCCCGAGACAAGACUCAGGCUUUUGCAGCAAGUCCAGACUCGAGACAAGAUGGACUGUUGACUUCCUUGGACACUACAACAAAUAUGGCUGUGGCCUCAAGUGGUCGGAGCGAUCAUCAAGAUGAGAUCAGGUUACUUGAGCCAUGGUCUAAUAUGGAUGUUCCAGACGCAAUGUUUGAUAUGCAGGGAGACUGGAAUCUAGAUCUGUCCGGGGAAGCAGAGGGGAUUUAUUCCAGUUUCCACAAUCCAACAUUACCACUGACUGGGGUAGACUAUAUCGACUGGUUGGAGAUCGAGAAAGUAUUUAACGGUCCAUAG